AUGGACCAUGUGCUCACAACUCAAGCUGAAUCGAUGAAAAGGAUGAGCAAUGUAACUGAAUUCAUCCUGCUGGGUCUGACCCAGAAUCCAGAACUGCAGAAACUCUUAUUUGCUGUGUUUUUAAUCACCUAUUUGAUCACAUUGACAGGUAACCUGCUCAUCUCGGUCACUAUCUCUAUCAGCCCAGCCCUGGGGGCUCCUAUGUACUUUUUUCUGUGCUGUUUGUCCAUUAUAGAUGGUUUCUACUCUUCUUCCAUAGCGCCCAAAGUGAUCUUUGACUUGAUCUCUGAAAACAACACUAUAUCCUUCAAUGGCUGCAUGACUCAGCUCUUUGCUGAACAUUUCUUUGCUGGAACUGAGAUCAUCUUGUUACUUGUCAUGGCCUAUGACCGCUACAUAGCCAUCUGUAAGCCCUUGCACUAUAUGACCAUCAUGCGCAGACCUGUGUGUGGUUUCCUGGUGGGAAUGGCUGGGGUUUUAGGGUUUCUUCAUGGGGCGAUGCAGAUUUUGUUCAUGGUCCAGUUACCAUUCUGUGGCCCCAAUGUCAUUGACCAUUUUAUGUGUGAUUUAAUUCCUGUCCUGGAGCUAGCCUGCACAGACACUCAUACUUUGGGGCCUCUGAUUGUUGCAAACAGUGGGUCAUUGUGUUCACUCAUUUUUUCUAUGCUGGUUGUUUCCUAUGUCAUCAUCCUCCACUCCCUGAGGACUCACAGCUCUGAAGGGCGUCUCAAAGCCCUGUAUACCUGUGCCUCUCAUGUCACUGUUGUCUUCUUAUUCUUUGUACCUUGUUCAUUCUUGUACCUGAGACCCAUGACCUCCUUCCCCACUGACAAAGCUGUGACUGUGUUUUGCACCAUGAUGACUCUCAUGUUGAACCCUUUGAUCUACACCCUCAGAAAUGCAGAAGUGAAAAAUGUCAUGAGGAAACUCUGGGGGCAAAAACUGGAGAUAAAUAGAUCUAGUGGUUGGAUUAUUUAG
Molecule: messenger RNA, 978 nt
Organism: Diceros bicornis minor
Lineage: Eukaryota; Metazoa; Chordata; Mammalia; Perissodactyla; Rhinocerotidae
Product: olfactory receptor 4C45-like
Exons: 1
Coding region: 1-978 (325 amino acids)
Biological process (GO): G protein-coupled receptor signaling pathway
Cellular component (GO): membrane
Molecular function (GO): G protein-coupled receptor activity; olfactory receptor activity
Source: RefSeq, a predicted model, not a curated record